Messenger RNA from Periconia digitata, 938 nucleotides. The record is from the annotation of a GenBank genome assembly. Lineage: Eukaryota; Fungi; Ascomycota; Dothideomycetes; Pleosporales; Periconiaceae.
AUGACGGAGAAAACAAUACUGACCUAUAUUCAGCCCUUCUUCGGUGCGAUGGGUUGCACGUCAGCCAUCGUCUUCACCUGCUUCGGUGCCGCGUACGGAACCGCUAAGGCCGGUGUUGGUGUUUCCGCCAUGGGUGUCCUCCGUCCUGACCUGAUCGUUAAGAACAUUAUCCCCGUCGUCAUGGCUGGUAUUAUUGGUAUCUACGGUCUUGUCGUGUCUGUGCUCAUCUCGAACGACUUGAAGUCUGAUUCUUCGCUCUUUGCCAACUUCAUCCAACUCGGUGCCGGUCUGUCCGUCGGUCUCGCUGGUAUGGCUGCUGGUUUCGCUAUUGGAAUUGUCGGAGACGCUGGUGUACGAGGAACUGCCCAGCAGCCCCGUUUGUUCGUCGGAAUGAUCUUGAUUCUCAUUUUCGCUGAAGUCUUGGGUCUCUACGGCUUGAUUGUUGCUCUGCUCAUGAACUCCCGUACCAGCGACGCCCCCGCUUGCACUUAAGCGCCGCAUACAAGAUCGCAGUAAUUGACAACUUUGGAACUGCAAUCUUUGAGCAUGAUAUGGACACGUAUUUUUGAACGAUUCGGAAAUCUCGCACGACGCAUACAAGCCGUGCUGUAUGUCUAAAUUUGUGUAACUAAGGGGAAGUGGAGGAGGUUGCUGGCCUUGUGUAGCAAGGCAGAGGCUACGGAGCAAGUAGAUAAUGGGAUCAAAGGGUGGGUAAACGCGAUCCAUCUGUUUGCGUGUAUUCUAGGGCUUUUUCUCUUAUUGCGACAUUUUCUUAUUGCGAUCUGCUCUAGAAACGGAAUGCAUUAGUUCUCUUAUACGUUCUUGCAUCACGAGUGAGCAGUAAUAUGAGGCGCCGAUGAAUGUUUGAUAGUGUCGAGAAUGUGUACUGUAUGUAUGCGCAUACCUCCACUUUGAUAACAUGUAGGUACACUCAGUCC